Molecule: messenger RNA, 4713 nt
Organism: Neodiprion virginianus
Lineage: Eukaryota; Metazoa; Arthropoda; Insecta; Hymenoptera; Diprionidae
Gene: EloA
Product: transcription elongation factor B polypeptide 3
Exons: 9
Coding region: 490-2955 (821 amino acids)
Biological process (GO): transcription elongation by RNA polymerase II
Cellular component (GO): nucleus; elongin complex
Source: RefSeq, a predicted model, not a curated record
UCACUUGAGAAGUGGCCUUCAUGGCGUUGAGAACUGAGUAAAAGAUUUUAACAAAAUUUCUUCGUGCCUGAAACCAAACUUCGAACUGUUGUUAACCUUCACGCGAACCAUAACUACGGUCUCGCGAACAAACUCAGUUCAACUGUUUAUAAAAAAUACACAAGAAAUAAAAAGAUCUAACGAAAUAAAUAUGACAACAUCGCCCUUCAAAAAUUAAAAUAAAUCUCCAAUUAUCAACAUCGAUAAUAUUCGAAAAAACAAAUGCUCUCACUUGAUAAAAUAAUUGGCUUGAUAGUGAAUAUGGUUAGCUCGCUAUGAAAAACUCGUAAACAUUUUUGCCAAGUUAAUCAGGCAGAUAGAACUUGCACAAUAUAUGUUAGAUUGUCCUCGUGUUCUGCAAUCAUAAGAAAUUCAUCGAAAUUUCACAAAUCGGUGAACCAGGCCAUCUUCAGUUUUGACCUCAGUGGUCCAACAGCUGGAAUUGGCAACAUGUCUGUUGCAGAAAUAAUUCAGCAUUAUCAACGAAGUAUAGAAAAAUGUUCAGGAAACGAAGAAAGGAUGCUUUACUGCAUUGGAAAGCUGUACAGAUUGCCAGUUACCGUGCAGCAUUUACAAGAGACAGGAGUUGGUAGGACAGUGAAUGGCCUGCGAAAAUAUGUUGGGGAUGUUGGUGAUGCUGCCAAAGCUUUGGUAGCCAAAUGGAAGACAAUGGUCGCUGAUGAGGAAUCCAGCGAUGGAGAAGGAGCAACAGACGACGAGGCGAACAUAUCCGAGCCUCCAGAUGACUAUGGCAACAACUCACAUUCUAGAAAAAACGAUAAGGAUAGUAGCGACGACAGAGAUGAUAAUAGGAAAGAAUCAAGGUCUGGAAAUCAACAAUUGAAAGAGAAACGCGGAAUUAAACCAAGCAAAAAUGAAACAGUAAGAAAUAAUUUAAAAAUAUGUUCCGCAGAUAAGUCUAAAUCUAAAGAUAGCUAUAGCAGCAAAUCCAAUAGCGGCAGUGGCAGUGAAAAAGAUAGACACUCAAAAACUGAACUAGAUAAAUUGGAGUUAAUUGCUGAAUCAAAAGAUGAAAAAGAGGACAGACGCGAGGUAAAGUGUCAUUCCAAGUCUGACAAGAAAUCAAAAAGUGAUAGAAGUUCCCGGGAUCACAAGCAUGACUCAAGAAGAGAUGAGAAAAGUAAGAGCAAGGAUAAGGAUGGUAGUAAAGUAACCGACGAUUUGAAAAGAGAUUCCUGUAAAGUAUCUAGCAGUAAGUCUCGGGAUGUAAAAAAAAGUGACGGAAAUCACAGGAAACGGAAAUUAGAUAGUUAUAAUGAGAAAGAAAGCAGUAAAAAAAGGAAGCAUUCGGAGUCUGACAGUGAAGAAGAAAACGAACAACUUGCUACAAACUGUGAAGAUGAGCGUAAAAAAAUUCUAAAAGCACUGUCUAGUGAAUCAGAAUCUGAGGAAGAAAUUUCAAACAUUCAGAUCAAAGUCGAACCGCCGUCGCCUCCAUCUCAAAAAAAGGACAAUGAUCACCGGAACGAAGAAGUACGAAGCGAAAAUAAAAGCAUGAAGGAGAAGUUGGAAAGUCGAAACGUGCAUAAAUCGAAAGGAUCUGAAACUGGUGAAAGAACAAAACGUGACGAAGAGAAACGCAAGAGAAGAAGCAGCAAAUUGGAAGAUAAAACAGAGCAUAGAAAGAGCGAAAAACGAAAAGAUGACGGACACCAUUUAAACAGAGAAUCUUCCAAGUCAAAAAUUAACUCUGGCGUUUCUAGCAGUAACGAUAAAAUUAAGGAUAAAGAUAAGGACAAGGAAAAGGAGAAACAUAGAGAAAAAAAAGAGAACAAAACUCACAGUGAUUUAAAAGAUGCCAAGGCAUCGUCCAAUUUCAAAGAACCAAAAGAAAAGAAAAAGGUUAAGAAGGAAAUGAAUGGCGAUGAGGGGAUUGAUUGCAAUUCUGGUGCAAGUUUUGCUGAGGCUCUUGGAAUGUGCGCUUUUCCUUCAGCAACUUCUCGUAAACGAAACAGCUCGCCAAAUCUUUCUUCAUCAAAGACAAUUAAAACUGAACCAGGCACUUCGUCAACAUCACAUAACAGAUCUCCGGUUAGAAUUACGAAUGAAGUAUCUUCGAGCAACGACAAUUCGCCACCGACUCUUCUGUCACCGAAUGUUAAGCUUGAGCCAUUAAGUGUUGAUUUAGCAUCAACUUUACCUGAAAUCAGCCCUAACUACAAACCAUUGCCAUAUGUAAAUCCUCUACAACGUAAGCAAGAGGAAGAUAGGGUUCUUAACAAUGUUAUCUAUGCCAAGAGUCAAAGAACAAAAGUCUAUUCUGGAAACAAGUCUGGAUGCAACAAUGUUCCAACACUUUACGACAUGUGUAUCAGGAUAUUAAUUGAAAACAUUGAAGCUUUAGAAUUUACUGGUGGAGUUCCAUACGACAUUAUUAAACCAGUUUUGGAACGAGCUACACCAGACCAACUCUUUUCACUAGAACAUUAUAAUCCUUAUUUAAUUGAGGAUACAGAUACACUUUGGCAGUAUCACUGUAAUCGAGAAUUCCGGUCCAAACAGCGCGAAGAAAUGGAAACAUGGCGAGAGAUGUACAUGCGAUGCUUGGAUGAACGAGAAGCAAAACUGAAGGCUUUGACUGCAAACAUAAAACAGUCUAUAGACAAAUCUCUCCCAGUGAGGCAAACAAAGCUUGCUUAUGUUGACAAUGUGGUAAAGCCCCCACGAAAUGUACUUCGGAAACAAGCCAAGUAUGGCACUGCGAAGGAUACUACCACAUCUACAUCCGACCUCAAAAAUAAACUUAUUUCUGGUAGUGGCGCACCUACCAAUAUUUCUGUUCCUGCACCGCCGAUGGCACGAUCACGAAUAUCAUCUUCGAGUGUAGUGAAGAAACCGAAAGCUCCACUUAUGGCCAAAGCUUUACAAUUGAUCAAAGGAAGAUACAAACGAUAGUGUACCUAACUAUGUAAUCUUCGUUACGUGAUGAGGUAUAAUACGUGAUCAUGAACUACAUCAAUGUAAUGAAUUUAUAUUACUGAUAUCUGAGUGAUUAGGCUUAUUUUUUGUAAUUAACAGUGAAAAACUGAUAUUAUAUUUCCUUAUUUUUAAGUUUAAUUUUCCAAAUUCCCAAUCAGCUUGAGAUUGAUUGUAUGAUUGUAGACCUUAAUCAUUAAACGAAUAACGGUCAAAUAUAAGUCAUUAUAAUCAGUUCAGUUUAUUAUAAUCGUUAGAUUAUAUUACGUAAACAGCGAGGGUAACAAUUGCCGGACUUUUGAGAUUUUUUCUGAUAAAAGAACCAAUCUAGUUCGAUGUAGAUUUUGUCUGAUUUACCAAAUCCUUCAAAUUAGGUAUUAAUGUAUCCAUAUUAAAAUUUUUGUGUGAAAUGCAAAAAGGCGAUAUCUGAUCCUCAUUUUUUAUCCAUCUACUAAGGAAUUACUGUUUAGUUAGUGAUUUUGAACAGUGUGGCGCAUAGAGUGCCCACAUUGUCGGUAUCCAAAUUAAUCGAUUAGUGAAUUCACCCAAUCGAAAUAUCACAUAAGAUCAUUUUUUUUUUUUUGUGAAUCCUUAAGACGAAGUGCAUAUUACUCAGCCUUACAUGUGAAAAGCAUUGUACGAUACAUAUUUAUAUUAGAUACUAGGGCUGUACGGGUACUGAAUUCUUCGGGUCGGGUCGGGAAAAGUCUAUUAGUUUCGGAUCGAGUUCUCGAGGUGUUUUAGAUUCCCAAAAACAUGGAGAUUCCUGAAAAUAUCAGUUUUGUUGAAAUUUUCGGGAUUCCCGGAUCUCCCGAUGAAAGAUGAUCUAAUGUGUACUGAAAAUAUUGAUGUUAUUUAGAUAUACUAUUUACUAUCAGUAUUUAUCCAAAAUAAUCAAUAUUAGGUAAGUUGGGUUACUCACGUUUCGGGUUUCGCAAAAAUUUCAGGGGCCUGAUUUUGAUUUAUUUUUUACUCGUGAAAAAAAGGUUUGCCAUCUAAAAGCCGACUUCUGAUUGGUUUAGAUGGUGAUUAACACCGUUUUCACGAGUGAAAAAGAAAGUCAGGCCCCUGGUUUCACAAAGAUUGUGGGUCUUACGAAGUUUUCAGAUUUCCCGAAAAUCCCGGUUUUCCGACCAGUCUGGAAUCGCCAAAAACCCGAUCCGAUACAAACCGUCCCGAACCCGAACUUUUUUUACCCGAGUUUUCGGGAACCUGUACAGCCCUAUUAGAUACAUAUUUGUUAUGACACGAAAGUCAUAUUAAAUGUGAUUGUUUUGUCCGUAAAAAUAUUCUUAUUUACUCAUAAGUUCUUCAGUUAGACAAAAUAUUUACUGAAUUCGCCUGGCAUUUUGUUUUUAUCCAUACUAAAUCUUGAGCUUUUUUCACGUUUCAAUUGAAGUAGUAAAAUUACUAAUACUGAUAAUGUAAGUCAUUUGCGUAACUGUUAAACUCCGUCGUUUUAAUUGUGCCUCUAUUUCAAAAAAAUAGGUCACGCUGAUAGCAUUCAUUAUAGUUAUUAUUAGCAAUUAUUUUUAUUCAUAUACAGUAGCCUUCUGGUAGUGAAAAGGCAAGUCUCUAUUUUGAUAGAUUUUAGUAAUCGAGUAAUUCGUAUGAAUGUCGAUAUUCAUACACUGAGUUGUAAUGGAUCAACAUGAUAUCGAUUGAAUUGUACGUUCUGAACAAAAACGUCAUCUAUGAACACCAAUAACAAAUUAAUUAAAUGCUAUUCAAACUUGA